Messenger RNA from Brachypodium distachyon (stiff brome), 1865 nucleotides. RefSeq names its product amino-acid permease BAT1 homolog. Gene Ontology annotation, cellular component: membrane. Lineage: Eukaryota; Viridiplantae; Streptophyta; Magnoliopsida; Poales; Poaceae. Bases 181 to 1749 code for a protein of 522 amino acids. Gene Ontology annotation, biological process: transmembrane transport; gamma-aminobutyric acid transport. The transcript has 6 exons. Gene Ontology annotation, molecular function: L-glutamate transmembrane transporter activity; L-alanine transmembrane transporter activity; L-lysine transmembrane transporter activity. The record is from RefSeq and is a predicted model, not a curated record.
CAACGGCGCAACCGUACGUGGAUCGUUUCCAUUCCACGCACCCAACCCCCGUCUGCAGACUCUGCACUAGAGUUGCAAGCAAACACGGCUAUAAACACAAGGGUAGUAGCAACCUGCCGCGUGCAAUCCUCCUUCCUCCCAAGGUAGAGAGGAAGAGGUACGCUGAACAUCGCUCCAUCCAUGGCCUCGCCACGCUCCGCCGCCGUGUCCGUGUCCGUGGCUGCCGCCGGCGCCGACGCCGACCAAGCCCGGCUUCACCAGCUGGGAUACAAGCAAGAGCUCAAGCGCGGCCUCUCCGUGGUGUCCAACUUCGCCUUCUCAUUCUCCAUCAUCUCCGUGCUGACGGGGGUCACCUCCACAUACAACACGGGGCUCCGCUACGGCGGUCCGGCGUCCAUGACUCUGGGAUGGCUCGUGGUCGCCUCCUUCAACGCCUGCGUCGCGCUCUCCAUGGCCGAGAUCUGCUCCGCGUACCCGACCUCGGGGGGGCUCUACUACUGGAGCGCCAAGCUCGCCGGCAAGAGAUGGGCGCCUCUUGCCUCCUGGAUCACCGGCUGGUUCAACAUCGUGGGACAGUGGGCCACUUCUACGAGCGUGGACUUCUCGCUGGCGCAGCUUAUCCAGGUGAUGGUCUUGCUGGGCACCGGCGGGGCCAACGGCGGCGGCUACCUGGCCUCCAAGUACGUCGUCUUGGCCAUCUACGCCGCCAUCCUCGUCCUCCAUGGCCUCAUCAACAGCCUCCCCAUCCACUGGCUCUCCUGGUUCGGCCAGCUCGGCGCCUUCUGGAACGCCGCAGGCGUGUUCGUGCUGGUGAUCUUGAUUCCGUCUGUCGCCAAGGAAAGGGCGAGCAGCGAGUUCAUCUUCACCAACUUCAACAAGGACAACGGAACGGGGAUCCAUGGCAACGCUUACAUUCUUGCCGUGGGGUUGUUGAUGAGCCAGUACUCCAUGAUCGGCUACGAUACCUCUGCUCACAUGACCGAAGAAACGAAGAACGCGGACAAGAACGGCCCGAUCGGGAUCAUCACCUCUGUGGUUCUCUCAAACAUCUUCGGUUGGGUUUACCUCGUGGCACUGACAUCGAUAGUGACGGACAUACCGUACCUACUGAGCACCGAGAACGACGCCGGUGGGUAUGCCAUCGCGCAGGCUCUCUACUCUGCCUUCCAACGGAGGUACGGCAGCGGCGCCGGCGGGAUCGCCUGCCUAGGGGUCGUCGCCGUUGCAAUGUUCCUCUGCGGCGUCGCUUGUAUCACCAGCAACUCUAGGAUGGGGUACGCCUUCUCCCGCGACGGGGCCAUGCCCUACUCCCGCUUCUGGCACCAGGUUACAAAGCAUGAGGUACCCUUGAACGUUGUUUGGCUCUCGGUGGUCGUCGCAUUCAUCAUGGCCCUCACAUCGCUGGGGAGCCAGGUGGCAUUCACGGCGAUGGUGUCGAUCGCCACGUUGGGGCUGUACAUCUCCUACGCAUUGCCCAUCUUCUUCCGUGUGACCACGGCACGGACGUCGUUUGUGCCCGGACCGUUCCACCUAGGCAGGUUUGGGGUUCUUGUCGGUUGGGCGGCCGUGCUCUGGGUGGCUUUUGUCACCGUUCUCUUCUCGUUGCCAGUGGCAUACCCGGUCGCCAAGGACACCUUCAACUACACGCCGGUGGCCGUCGGGGGCGUGUUGCUGCUCAGUGUUGCCGCAUGGGUGUUCCAUGCACGGUUCUGGUUCAAAGGACCCAUUGUAAACACGGAAACAUACUAAAAUUUUCUAUCUUGUACACUUCAAUUACUAGUUCUUCGUGUGACUAGAUUUGCUACAGAUUGGUAUUGAUUUCUCUGCUAGAUUUUUUGGGUGCAAUCGAUAUGAUAUUCAAUCUA